GACUGGCCUUUGAAAAGUGAAACUCAAGUUUCUGAGAAAUGAAAGUGAAAACUACACUUAACUAAAAGCAAAACCCCUGCAAGGCAACGCCCCUGGUAUUACACAGUGGUAGCAGCAGCAGCUCGACACUCCAACCAGACUGAGAGAACAAUGACUUUGAGUACCCGAAAGGACCAUUAUGCAAGAGGCGUCCCUCUAUUCAAUCAAAGAGUUGAGGUGGGUUCAUUUUCCCUCGACUCAGAGCAUAAAUUCAUACAUGACAAGAGCCAGAUGAGAUACUACGUGGAACCUGACCAAGUUCCAAAUUUUGACCUGAGGGACGGCUAUAAUGACCGAUAUGUAAAGAGAGAUGAGAAUUUCAAGAAAGGUCUGACCCACGUCCUCCAUUGGAUCUUGGCCAACAAGUCAAAUCUCAAGAAGAGGGCGUCAUCUUCAUUAGCUUCAGAUGUUGACUUUGUGACUUCCCGUGGCCGCUUGACUAAAGUGCUGACGACACCGUAUGAGAACCUGUCAAGCUGGUUGCUGGCAGUCACAAAGUUCCAAGGAAUACUUUACAUCAAUGAAGUGGAAACAGAAGCUGCCCGCAUAGCACGCAACAACCGCACUGAGACUCAUGAGGAGAACAUAUACUGGGGGUACAAGUUUGAACAGUACAUUUGCUCAGACACAAUUGACGGUUCACCGGAUUCAAGUGGUGUCGUCAACUCUAACGAGGCCUUCUACACCGUGGUCCAAACCAGCCUCAAAGACCACAGACUUCUGUUCUCUGCAGAAGUGGACUGUCGGGAUAAAGCCAAUACCUCGGAUCCUCCAGCCUGCUACAUUGAGCUGAAGACAGCAAACAAUAUCCUCUCCGACAACCAGCGUAGCAAAUUCCGCAGGUUUAAGCUCCUCCUAUGGUGGGCACAGUCUGUCCUCGUCGGAGUCCCUCGCAUUGUUGCAGGCUUCCGGAAUGACGACGGAGUUGUCGAGUCUGUGAAGACUUUUGAAGUCAACAAUAUUCCAAAACUUGCAGAGCAGACUGAGGUCAACUGUUGGAAGCCAAACAUCUGCAUGAACUUCUGCUGUGACUUCCUGUCUUUUGUAAAGCGUGAGGUCAUCGAAGACGAUCCUCGGGUGGUGUAUCUGUUCUCAAAGGACCCUCGCUCCAACGUGACCUACACUGUACACAAGGAUUCUUCUUAUUCUUUCCUGCCAGACUGGUAUGUGAAUGAAAUGAUUUAAAGAUUCAUACCAUCAGUACUAAUUUAUGCUGUGGCAUGUAAUGAAACAAAAUGGUGCAAGUACAUUUUACAAAUUUUGCAAAUUUCACUCUCCUAACAUAGUUCCUAGCAGGCUUUCAUACGUAUAUACUGUAAUUGAUUCAUUUUACACCUGGGUGUUCUUCUCUGCAAUGUUUUCAUCUCAUGUACACGUUUGAACAAUUACACAUUUUUGACUAACUCUUGUGUGUUGUCCUCCUUCUGGACAGAUUCCAGUGCCUCUUAAUUGGAAAAAUGUAAUUGACCCUCUGAUAUUACUAAAAUAAGAAGGGUUGCGUUUGAAGGCGCCAGGUAAUUUAAGUUAAAUUCACGUUUUAAGUGCAUAUUGUCUCCUCCUUGAGCUACCACCUUUCCGUGUCCCAAUGGUCCUAGGAGUUCAGUUGUCGUUACUUUUUUUCAGUAAUAGAUAAUCUAACUAAUUACUCUUACUGUCAGCAUAACGCUGUUACCAUUUUCGACACCAGGUUACUGCACGUUACUGAAGCCGCCUAAAAAUAUAUCACCGACUUCAUCAGUCAUCUGCAGCGCAGUGGAAGUGUGUUGCAGAGUGACAAGGGAGGGGGUGAGAUAACCACAUAAGCAAUGAGGAUUGGCUAAGGUUUAGUAAGAUUGGUGCCUGAGCAUCCCCUGAAGUGUCACUGAAUAGUUGAACAAUGCACAGUGACACCAUCUGCACCAGGAUCAUGUUGUAGGUCUUUGGAGCUGGUCUGUGGGUUGAGUUUCACUGUUCUCACCAUCCUUUGUUUCUGCUUAUCUGAGAUUUUUCCUUAACUAGAACUGUGCCUGUGGUUUUCCAUUUCCUCAGCGACCUUUUGUACCCUUUUCCUAGACCAUGAUGUUGAACAAUAUUUGCUCUCAGGUCAUUUGACAGUUGUUUUGAGGCUACCUUGGUGCUACUCUUCAGAGAAGAUGCAAAGAGGAGAACAACUUAACCUUAAAUACCCUUAAACCACCUUAAAUACCAUUUCUAAAGAUUGCCUUCACCUGUUUAUGCAGGUUAAGGGUCAAUCAGCUUACCAAACAAAUAUUUGUGUGAAAGUUAUUCAAAUCAAUAAAACAACAAGAGCACCUGCCUACUUUUAUUGAAAUAAUUAUUGCACUGUAAAUCCUAUAAACGUCAUUUCACUUCUCAUACAUCAGUGUGUUUGUCUGCUGUAUGAUAUAUUUCACUGAAAUUGCUGAUCCAAACAACCAGUGAAUUAUCAGGAAAAUCUUGAAAAUUACCAGGGGUGUCCAAACCUUUUCAUAUCACUGUAUACAUGUACAGUAAACCUCGUAUAUAUCGGACUCGGAUAUAUCGGAAAUUCGCUCACAACGGACAGAUAAAAAAAGAACCAAUUUUUCUGUAAUGCAUUUCCAAUAAAAAUUCAUUGCAUAUAUCGGAUUUUUUAUAACGGAUUUUGCCUAUUUCGGACAAAAUCUCCAGUCCCGUUCCAAUG
Doryrhamphus excisus (bluestripe pipefish) is the source of this 2701-nucleotide messenger RNA. Lineage: Eukaryota; Metazoa; Chordata; Actinopteri; Syngnathiformes; Syngnathidae. The record is from RefSeq and is a predicted model, not a curated record.